UUCUUUUUUCUAUUUUCUAAAAAUUCCCUUGGUGACGUCAACGAUGGUUUGCAUGUUUUUCGGAAUAGCUUGCAUUGAUGACAACUAAAUGACAGUGCAACGGAGUUGACAUCUAUGUUAAACAUGUAAAACUGAACAUUGGUCAGAAAAUGCUCCUACGAGUUUUUCAGCUGUCUUUUUUCGCAUCAUUAGUUGAUUUCGUCUCAGGUUUUGAAGAGCCAACGAAAUGUAUCAUCAUACAGGACAAGCAAGCGCUUAAACUACCCAAGGUUCCAGAAUUUCUUACAAAAAACAAAGACGUCUGUCGUCAUGGAAGCGCUAACUGGCAGGGGCAAGAAAGUUUACAGUGUGGAACCGGUAGAGUAUACAUCACACCAGAGUGUGUCUGUACCUAUCAUAAUGUAUGGGAAGCAAUGUACCAUGAACAUACCUCAUGUCCUGCCAACGAGAAAUCAGACAGUGUCCUGCUCCUUAAAUGCUCAGACUGUGAAAAAUAUAGUCUUAAUAAUACGGGUCCGUGUAUAAAUGGAGGAAUUCUGAAUUGUGAAAAUGAUGCAUUGGCGCCAGAUAUUCAAUGUGAUUGUCCAAAUGGUUAUUCUGGGAUGUUUUGUGAGAAUGAAAUGCAGAAGGUGACAAGAGUAUGUAACAGAACGCUAAAUAAAGAUGGUUUACAAAACUGUGAUAGUACUAAAAAGGAAUGCAUUACGUAUAGCGAAAAGAAGCAUUAUAUGUUUAAGUGUAAUGAAAUUUUACCUAUCGGGGAAGAAAAGGAUUUACCCUUAUGUAACAAUACAGAAACAGUUACUGAGGCCAAGCUCUCUUCAUCGAAAUCUACAGAUUCAACAAUCUCAUUUCUGGAAGACGACCGCAAUAAACCAAGCAAAGAUUUGACUUCAGGGACUAAUGGAAUGUUAUCCAGUUUGUUGUUAAUAUUUUUAACAAACCAAGGUUUUUAUUUUCUGUUUAAAUCAUAAUUGUAUAUCCUAUUAUUAUAUAUUUUAUACUUCAUUUUAUAAAAAAUAUAUUCUUAUCAUUUACUUUACAUGCAGAAGUGAUUUUAUUAUCAAUCAGUAUUGACAAUUUAUCAUUUUGCACUGUGUAAUAUCAUAGUUUUAUCUGAACUCUGUGAAAACCGACAUUUCGAGUUUCGAUUUCUAUGCAAAUAAUAAUGAUCUCAGUGAAUUUUAAUAUUCAUUGUACAAAAUUCAAUAAUUCAAAAUGUAAAACAUGACGUGUAAAUGGAUUACCCAAAUUGAUUAAAAUCUCAGAACCAGGUCAACUAUCAUCCGCUAUUGAGGUUUGAAAUUUUUUUUAUAAUAAUUUGGACAUGAAAUGUACGAUCAAAGUUCUAAGAAUUGUCAAAAAUUGAUUCCUUUGAAUAAAAUAUUUGAAUUA
Saccostrea cuccullata (small rock oyster) is the source of this 1395-nucleotide messenger RNA. RefSeq lists its product as uncharacterized. The record is from RefSeq and is a predicted model, not a curated record. The transcript is spliced from 9 exons. Lineage: Eukaryota; Metazoa; Mollusca; Bivalvia; Ostreida; Ostreidae. The coding region runs from base 150 to 974 and encodes 274 amino acids.